Drosophila teissieri is the source of this 522-nucleotide messenger RNA. RefSeq lists its product as uncharacterized. Bases 147 to 440 code for a protein of 97 amino acids. The transcript is spliced from 2 exons. The record is from RefSeq and is a predicted model, not a curated record. Lineage: Eukaryota; Metazoa; Arthropoda; Insecta; Diptera; Drosophilidae.
ACUCGUAACGCCUUUUCCUUCAAACACAUCUGAACCUUAGAUCCGGAAAUUUAUCGCUUUAAGAUAUGCUUUUUCCAAAAUCUUAAGUUUUUAUACAAUAUUACCGACAAAUUCUUUGUGAAACAGUAUUCUUGGUCCUCCAUGAAAUGAAUAAGCAGACCAAAGAAUGGUCGCGAGCUCGGCUAUGUAAGCCUAAGGAUAAUCUCACCACCGAGGCGGGAAAACGAGAACGCUUUGUGCCGUCCUGUGAACUAGAGUGCAGUCCGGUAUCGAUGUCGCACUUGAUUGGCUGGGAAUACGCUCGAAUUUGGCUGCGCGAUCGCGACAAAUUUAUACAGCAACGCGAACGGGCUGUCAAAGCCAAAUAUAUCAAGAAUGACUUCGAGUGGUGGUUGAGGCUGCGAAAAACAUCCAAAAAGUUCUGCAAAGUUGGGGCAUAGAAGAGAAAAAAUAACGUGAAUAACAAAACGUUUCUUACUCCAUUUUUAAAAAAAUAUGCAAAUAAAAAUAUUGGCAUACCCA